GCCACAUCUAGACUCCUGGUGAAUUACCGAGAACCUUAUCGCUCCCAGAUUUUAGACUAUCUGUUCAAGCCAAAUUUUGGUGCUUCUUUACAUAUCCUCAAAGUAGAGAUUGGAGGUGAUGGGCAGUCAACAGAUGGUACUGAACCCUCCCAUAUGCACUAUGGAAAUGAUGAGAACUACUUCCGGGGCUAUGAAUGGUGGCUGAUGAAAGAAGCUAAAAAGAGGAACCCCAAAAUUAAACUGAUUGGAUUACCUUGGGCAUUUCCAGGAUGGAUAGGGAAGGGUGAAAACUGGCCCUAUGACUAUCCAGAUAUCACUGCUUAUUAUAUUGUUUCUUGGAUAUUAGGAGCUAAACAAUAUCAUGAUUUGGACAUUGAUUAUAUUGGGAUAUGGAAUGAAAGGGCAUUUAGUAGUAAAUAUAUAAAGGUACUUCGACAAUCUUUGGACAGACUGAGUCUAAGCAACAUUGGCAUCAUCGCUGCGGAUGGAGAUUGGAACAUUUCAAAGGAGAUGAUAGUUGACCCCUAUCUUAAUGAUGCUGUUGAGGUAGUCGGGGCUCACUAUCCUGGAACAAAAACAGUACCAAAUGCAUUAUUAACUAAGAAGAAGCUGUGGUCUUCAGAAGAUUACAGCACUUUCAAUGAUGAAGUAGGUGCAGGCUGCUGGGCUCGAAUCCUGAACCAAAACUAUGUGAAUGGAAACAUGACCUCAACGAUUGCAUGGAACUUGGUGGCUAGUUAUUAUGAAGAGUUGCCCUUUGGUCGGUGUGGAUUAAUGACAGCACAAGAGCCAUGGAGCGGCCACUACAAAGUAGAAGCUCCUAUCUGGAUUACAGCACACACAACACAAUUUACUCAGCCAGGCUGGUCUUACUUGCAAGUGGAUGGACACUUAGAAGGAGGUGGCAGUUUCGUAGCUCUGACAGAUGGCCUAGGAAACCUUACCAUCAUAAUUGAAACUAUGACUCAUAAUCACUCUCAGUGCAUUAGGCCUCCACUGCCUCAUUUCAGUGUGACACCUCAGAGGGCUACUUUCCACCUCAAAGGGUCAUUUUAUAUGGUGGAAGCCCUCCAAGUGUGGCAUUCUAGACUUGGUUUUGAAUCUGGAAACUCUAGUCUUUUCCAGCAACUCCAUCCUGUAAAGGUGUGUAAAGGAAGUUUUUCUUUAGAUCUAAACGUGGAUGAAGUCUACACUUUAACCACACUCAAGACCGGGCAGAAAUGUGGUUGCCCAGAGCCUCCACCACCUCAGCCCUUUCCUUCAAAUUACAAAGAUGAUUUCAAUAUUCGUAAUCCACCUUUCAGUGAAGCCCCAAAUUUUGCAGAUCAGACAGGUGUAUUUGAAUACUUCGUAAAUGCUUCUGACCCAGGAGAUCAUGUGUUCACACUCCGCCAGGUGGUGGUUCAGCGACCCAUCACUUGGGCUUCUGAUGCAGACCAGACCAUCAGUCUCAUAGGAAAUUUUCAGUGGGUGAACAUGACAGUCACUUGUGACAUCUACAUAGAAAAAAAACGUGAUGGAGGUGUGUUUAUUGCAGGAAGAGUCGACAAUGGUGGGAUAUAUGUUCGAAGUACCAAAGGAGUUUUCUUCUGGGUUUUUGCAGAUGGCACCUACAGAGUCACUGGUGACCUAGGUAAGCAGCUCUUUGCUUAA
Molecule: messenger RNA, 1653 nt
Organism: Antrostomus carolinensis (chuck-will's-widow)
Lineage: Eukaryota; Metazoa; Chordata; Aves; Caprimulgiformes; Caprimulgidae
Gene: GALC
Product: galactosylceramidase
Exons: 14
Biological process (GO): galactosylceramide catabolic process
Cellular component (GO): lysosome
Molecular function (GO): galactosylceramidase activity
Source: RefSeq, a predicted model, not a curated record